AUGGUGCGCCAAGCUCCGAGAGGGCUCGAGCCGCGCCGGCCCGUCAGGACCGUGGUGGAUGCCGCGGGCACGCGGCGCCGAGUCUGUCCGCAGACGGGCCAGAAACUCCCGACGGAGGACGAGAUCCAGCACACCGUCUGGGUCCUCCGCAUGGGGCCGCCGAGCUGGGACAACCCCGGGGCCCCGGGCACGGCCGGCGGGCCUCCGUUGGUGGUCAGCACGAAUGACAUGCGGCGCUUCGUCGCCCGGAGGGCCUCGGGGUCGUGGCCGUCCAACACCCCCGUGCGGUGCUUGCCGCGCGACUCGCCGGUCGAAGGCAUCUACCGCCACCACGUGCAGUCGAACCCGCAAGCCGCGUGGAACGGCUACGACGAGUUCGUGGUCACACGCGAGAUGACCGUAUUGGGAGGCUCGGUCCUCGUCGGCCUGGCCAUCUGGGCGUACGUCGGACUUCCGUGGCAGGUCAUGGAUGCUCCGCUGAAAGCGGUGGCGUUCUUCGUCUGGUUCAACAUGUGCCCGUGGCGAUUAGUCCAGGACAUCCGCAACCGCGUCUACGCUGGCGACGGCAGCCGGGUGCUGGGUGCUCCGAUCAAUUGCUAG
Molecule: messenger RNA, 600 nt
Organism: Pelagomonas calceolata
Lineage: Eukaryota; Pelagophyceae; Pelagomonadales; Pelagomonadaceae
Source: the annotation of a GenBank genome assembly